AUGAGUUCCGCAUUGCCUCCGCGUCCUGGCGCUUCUUCUCCUUCUGUGUCUCUCCGUCGCGCUCCCUGGCCGCUUCAAGCUGCGUCAACUCUCUCUGGCAGCAGCAGUGAUAGCGACCAAGACGAAGCAGCGCUCAGUGACGCUACCAACGACUACGCAGAGCAAGAAGAGACAGCACCAAGCGAGUCAGAAGCUGAAGACUCCACACGCUCUAGACGACGACGACAGCGGAUUCACUUCGACGUGGAGCAGUUGCAGACGGUCUACCACUUGCCACUCAAGACGGUGAGCUCGGACGGCUGA
Messenger RNA from Phytophthora nicotianae INRA-310, 303 nucleotides. RefSeq lists its product as hypothetical. The transcript has a single exon. The record is from RefSeq and is a predicted model, not a curated record. NCBI's taxonomy places the organism in Eukaryota, Oomycota, Peronosporomycetes, Peronosporales, Peronosporaceae. The coding region runs from base 1 to 303 and encodes 100 amino acids.